CCGACCAUUGGACAUCCCAAACCCAAACAUACGGACAGAUGAAUGACUUCGCAGGACAAGGGCAACCGCAAACCAGGUCCAUGCAUGGCCGGGUGGAAGGUGUGACUUCCGAACCAAGGAAACGGGAUGCCCCGAAACACCCCGAGCUAGCGUCAGAAGAGAUGAGGUACUCGACGUACUUCCGAUGGCCACUGUACUGCCCCAUAUCACCGAGGAAGCUAGCCCAAGCUGGUUUCUUCUACACAUAUAUCGACGACCAGGUCAGAUGUUUCUGGUGCGAUGGCGGCCUGAAGGACUGGCAGGCUGGAGACGAUCCGUGGACUGAGCACGCGCGCUGGUACGGGGAGGAAUGCAACUUCGUCUUAGAGACGAAAGGUCUCCAGUACGUCCGCACCAUCAAGGACAGUUUCCCAACACUCGCACCACAGGUCGGACACGUCACAGACGAGCAGUCCUGGCAACACCAGUACAUUGGAGGCGUCCCCCUGUCCGUAGGGGUAGGAGAACAUCAGCAGAACCAGAACAGCAACCAACACAACCAGUGUGAAGGGCUUUUCACAGACGCUAUGGACUCAAGGGUAGUUCGAAACGUGCUAGAAAUGGGUUUUGCCCAGUCGGACGUGGAGACGGUUGUCCGUAGACGACUCAAGGCAAAUGGUCAAUCUUUUACCACAAUGACCGAUCUCGUCGAAUGUCUGAUAGCAAUAGAGGAGAAUGGCCCCGGCGACGACUGUAGCCAACACGUCGAGGUCGAAGGAAAAAGUGACGAGAAACUUCAAGAGCAGUCAACACAAUCAACUGAAAAACCUCCUAACGCCAACGCAGAGUCGCGUGAAUAUGGAGGUCAAGAAUCGGUUGAGCUGCUUCAGAGAAAACUGCAACAAAUGAGAGAGGAACGUACCUGCAAAAUCUGUAUGACAAACGAUGCCUGCAUGGUGUUUAUCCCAUGUGGACAUCUCUGCUGCUGCAAUACUUGCGCCAACACCAUGCGCAGGAGAGGAUCAACCUGUCCUCUCUGUAGGGCACGUAUAAAACAUGUCCAACGGGCUUUCCUUGCGUGACUUUGCUGAUGACAGCGAUACACCGAGUUAGCCUUACAACUGUUGGAUAUGUUUACGAUCCCACGCGCGAGAGGCUUGAAACGGAUCAAAGUGCCAAAAGGUUGAAGUUAUGGUUGAAGCGAUAUCAAACUGUAAUGAUAUUUGAUGAUAUCUACAUUCAGACGGAAGAUUCCAUUCUGUCCAAGUAAUCGCGUUUAAAUCCCUUUUCACUUGCUGCCAUUUAUCAUUUUCUGAAACUAUGGACAUAUAACCUGCAGAUAAACAAUCAACUGAGGAAGAGACAAUUAAGUCAUCAUGAUGGCCAACUGGAUCAGUUGGCGGAAAUCGCCUCGUCAAAGUGAAGUUCAAUCGUACACGCACAACAGCCCAAUGCAUUGACGGGCACGCGGCGUCUCAGAAGACACUUCCAAGUGAGGUUCAGCCGUGCACGUGUUGCCUGACGAACCGUUUAAAUGACGUUGCGUGGCGUCUCAAAAGACAUUUCAAGUAAUGUUCAACCACCGUGCGCGUGAUUGUGCCCCCGGGGCGUCUCAAAAGACAUGACAUUGUGAGAUGCAACCGUACGCGUGAUGGCAUCUAGCGUAAAUGGCUUUCCGGGGUGUCAAAAUGACAUUUUCGCGUGAGUUUUUUUACCACUUAACUGACAUUCCGUGGUGCCUCAUGAGACACUUUUAAGUGAGAUUCAACGGUACGCGUGAAGGCAACCCACCUAACGGACAUUUCGUGGCGCCUCAAAAGUGAGGUUCAACCGUACGCGUGAUGAUUUAAUGGCAUUCCACAGUGUCUCAAAAGGCAUUUUCACGUGAGGUUUUUUACCGUACACGUGAUGACACUCACAUGCAUACUGACACGUUCCAAAGACAUGUUCAAGUAAGAUUCAACCGCACGAGGAGUAGACACGGUCCAGGCAAUAUCACAGACAGUGGUGAGCGCCUGAUUGACACAUGGGGUGAAUUUGACCUGGCCAUUGCAAUUGGAGGCACAAUUUGUGAGGACAAAAACAUACCUUGAGGAUACAUUGCGGGUGAAUAGAUGAAGAGGGCUGCUGCCUGUGGCUUCAUCCUCGUCUCAGUCCACAAACGUAACUGGAAAACAGAGAAACAAAUAGACUAUAUUAUUAUAAACAACAAAUGGACGCGACCCUUGCUCGAUGUACGUGUAAUGAAGUGCUGUCGUCGGGAGUGACCACAAACUUGUAAUUCAGCCUUAGUGCAACUUAAGGAAACCCAAAAUUGGAAAUAACAGGGCAAGACCGCGGCUUCAAUGUUGAUGAACUACAAUAUUCGAAAGCAAGAAAAUAUUUCAAUAUAGCACAUAAGAAUCGUUUUUCUGUACUGCAAGAUAAAGGAACUUCAGGAAACUAUAACAUAUUUGAAUAUAAGGAAAACAACAAAUCUGCUUGGUUGUCCGGUGAUACAUGCAAAUAACUGAAAAAAGAGAACAAACAAAAAAGAAGAAACGACUGAGCUCAAAGUCUCCAAGGCUGAAAGUGAGGUGUAUCAGUAAAGGGAGAAAGAUAAGGAAGUUGAAAAAUACAGCUAUUAAGGAAAAGAGGCAAUUCACAUACAACUUGACCAAAGACGCUGAAACAUCUGCUCAAAGGAAAGAUGUGAAAACAAGUCAUAUGAUAACACGAAAAGCUAUGUAGAUAUAACAACACCAACUAAGACCUACAAGUACAGACCCUUGAUGGGUCAGCUAUGGUCACAGAAGAAUAGGCAAAACUUGAAAGAUGGAGGGAACACCACAAACAACCCCAUCAUGAUGUUAAAUGCAAAGUCACUGGAGGAGGUUAAGGAACUUAAGGAAGUCACUUAUCUAGUCAGCAAAGUAUAACUGACGAUGGGUAUUCUGCCAAAGAAUGGGACAAAGGGAUUAAAGCAAACCAGGCAUUCAAUUCUCAGACAAGCAUGGAGAUCUUCGAAGCGCCAACGUACAUACCAUGAAAAUAAACAUUAAACAGGAUGUUGGUAGACGACAGCUCUUAUCACACACAAGCUGAACAUUUCCAAAAUAAGUGCUAGAUUUUGAAAAUCGCGUGGGCAAAAAAGAUCUGAAACAAAAACCCUGAAACAAAACAGGCCUUGUGUCAGUGCAUCAAGGAAUCACGAGAAACUCGUAUAUGGAGUUGGUUGGGCCUUCGGAAAACAUGACGAGAGUUGCAUGAAGAUGGACACCACAGGAUUCCCAGAGGCCGACCAAAGGCAAAAGAAACCUGGAGCAGAACGGUGGAAAGUCAAGUGAGGAUUGAGGCGAGGCUUUUCCAUAAACAUACCAGACGGCGCAACAAAAGUGAAAGGCAGUGGUGGUGGAGAGGCAGUGGUGGUGGAAGUGCUGUCAUCUAUCUAAUAGGACACAUGACGGUAGUUUGGAGCCUCCAGCACCACUUGGCACGGGAAAGGGUUAAGUGAGCGAAAUCAACCGUAUACGUGUGAUAUUGAUGACAAACCGCUCGACUGACUUUCCGUGGUGUCUCAAAAGACAUUUUAAAUGGGGCCCAACCGUACACGUGAUGGAAAUGCCUUGUACGGUAAAAUAGCAACUACAUAUCAAAACAAACUCCAGAAAGUGUGGUUUUACGAUCCAUCAAAACAACAAAGUUUUAUUGACGACAAGGGACGUCGACGAACAUCAACAUCAUUACGCUGUAUUGUGAAAUUGCGCAUGCAUCAUUUGCGAUCGGAUCUGUUAACGUCUAUGUGUUAACUGAUUGUGAAGUUAACUGUUUGUUGAAGUUGACUGAAAUUGUGAAUCACAACAUCUAUAAACAUGCCACAUGUACACACAGUUAACUGAGUGAAUUGUCAUUGUAUAUUGCAGAACCUCUGCACAUGCCAUUCGUAAAGGUGCUAAACGAAUGCCAUUGACCAGAUCAACAGGGCUAAGAUGUAUAUGUAUAUAUAAAAAUGUUUGGUGAUAUGAACAUGAGAAACAGGAUCUUAAUGAAGCAAAUUAUUGUGGUUUUCAAUCAUCGAUA
This is a messenger RNA of Branchiostoma floridae (Florida lancelet), 4038 nucleotides long. Its product is annotated as baculoviral IAP repeat-containing protein 2-like. Lineage: Eukaryota; Metazoa; Chordata; Leptocardii; Amphioxiformes; Branchiostomatidae. Gene Ontology annotation, cellular component: nucleus; cytoplasm. The coding region runs from base 39 to 1061 and encodes 340 amino acids. The transcript has 5 exons. Gene Ontology annotation, molecular function: cysteine-type endopeptidase inhibitor activity involved in apoptotic process; ubiquitin protein ligase activity. Gene Ontology annotation, biological process: negative regulation of apoptotic process; regulation of cell cycle; positive regulation of protein ubiquitination. The record is from RefSeq and is a predicted model, not a curated record.